AUGGCGGUCAACCGAAUCCGCGGCGCCUUCGCCGUCCCCCGCAAGGGCGAAACCUUUGAGCUGCGUGCCGGCCUUGUAUCGCAAUAUGCCUACGAACGCAAGGAAGCGAUCCAGAAAACCAUCAUGUCCAUGACCCUGGGCAAGGACGUGUCCGCCUUGUUCCCCGACGUCCUGAAGAACAUCGCCACGGCCGAUCUCGACCAAAAGAAGCUUGUGUACCUGUACCUCAUGAACUAUGCGAAAUCACACCCCGACCUCUGCAUUCUCGCCGUCAACACCUUCGUCCAGGAUUCCGAGGACCCCAACCCCUUGGUCCGCGCCCUUGCCAUACGGACAAUGGGCUGCAUUCGCGUCGACAAGAUGGUGGAUUACAUGGAGGAGCCACUGAGGAAGACGCUGCGCGAUGAAUCUCCCUACGUCCGCAAGACCGCCGUCAUUUGCGUCGCGAAGCUGUUCGAUCUCAACCCCACCAUGUGCGUCGAGAACGGUUUCUUGGAAAUCCUGCAGGAGCUCAUUGGCGACCCCAACCCCAUGGUCGUCGCCAACUCCGUUACCGCUCUGGUUGAGAUCCACGAGUCCGCCCCCGACAUGAACGUUUUCGACAUCACACCUCAGAGAUUAAAGAAGAUGUUGAUGGCUCUGAACGAGUGCACCGAGUGGGGUCGAGUCACCAUUCUGACUGCUCUGGCUGACUACAAGGCCUCGGACGUCAAGGAGGCCGAGCACAUUUGUGAGAGAGUGUCGCCGCAAUUCCAGCAUGUCAACCCUAGUGUUGUUCUUGCCGCGGUUAAGGUCGUUUUCUUGCACAUGAAGUUCAUUGGUCCCGAGCUUGCCAAGUCCUACCUGAAGAAGAUGGCCCCUCCGCUUGUGACCCUUGUGUCCUCUGCGCCCGAGGUCCAAUACGUCGCCCUUCGCAACAUCGAUCUCCUUCUCCAGAAGCAGCCCGACGUCCUCAGCAAAGAGAUGCGUGUCUUCUUCUGCAAGUACAAUGACCCCCCGUACCUCAAGCUGGAGAAGCUGGAGAUCAUGGUGCGGAUAGCCAAUGACCGGAAUGUCGACCAAUUGCUUCAGGAGUUGAAGGAAUAUGCCACUGAAGUAGACAUGGAUUUCGCCAGGCGGGCUGUCAAGGCCAUUGGCCAGGUCGCCAUCAAGAUCGAGACCGCCACAGAGAACUGCGUCAACACCCUCCUUGAUCUUAUCAACACCAAGGUUAACUACGUUGUGCAAGAAGCAGUGGUUGUGGUCAAGGACAUCUUCCGAAAAUACCCCGGAUACGAGGGUAUAAUACCUACACUCUGCCAGUGCAUUGAUGAGUUGGACGAGCCUAUCGCCCGAGGCGCUCUCAUCUGGAUCGUCGGUGAAUAUGCGGAAAAGAUCAACAAUGCAGGAGAAAUCCUCGCAGGCUUUGUGGAUGGAUUCAGUGAAGAAUUCACCCAGACUCAGCUGCAAAUCCUCACAGCCGUCGUCAAGCUCUUCUUGAAGAAGCCUGAUCAGUCGCAAGGUCUGGUUCAGAAGGUUCUUCAGUCAGCAACUGCAGAAUGCGACAACCCCGAUGUCAGGGACCGCGCCUACGUUUACUGGAGGUUGCUGUCGAGUGAUCCGCAGACCACCAAGAGCGUCGUCCUUUCAGAAAAGCCUCCGAUCACUACGACCAUUCCCUCAUUACCUCCGGCAUUGUUGGAUCAGCUUAUUCUCGAGCUCUCGACGCUGGCGUCGGUAUACCACAAGCUACCCGAGUCGUUCCUUGGCCAGGGCCGGUUCGGCGCCGAGGCCAUGCAGAAGGCCGCUAUUGAGGAACAACGCCAGCUUGCGCGCGAAAACCCGAUUGCUGCUGCGGCGGCGGCCGCAGCAGUGUCAGGCAACUCUGGUCCGCCGCCCAGCAACGUCGAGAACCUGCUCGACAUCGACUUCGACGGUGCGGCUCCGGCAUCGAUGCAGAGCCAGCCGCCUUCAGGAUCGUCUGGUCUGGAGGGGCUGGCAGGAACACCGCAGCGGGUGGCAUCGCCGACUUCAGCAGGGCCCGGGCCAACCAACAAUAUGGACGAUCUCAUGGGCCUGUUUGGCAGCGGUGGAGCGGCGGCGGCAGCACCUGCCAGCGCAGGUACCCCCGGCCCGAGUGGAUCAAACGACAUGAUGAACGGCUUUGCGGCCAUGGACCUGGGCGGAGGAAGCCAGCCUCCGCCGGCACAGCAGCAGACGGGCCAGCAACAGCAAAAAUCGAGCAACGACCUGUUGGAUCUGAUCUGA
Molecule: messenger RNA, 2247 nt
Organism: Diplodia corticola
Lineage: Eukaryota; Fungi; Ascomycota; Dothideomycetes; Botryosphaeriales; Botryosphaeriaceae
Product: ap-1 complex subunit beta-1
Exons: 8
Coding region: 1-2247 (748 amino acids)
Biological process (GO): vesicle-mediated transport; intracellular protein transport
Cellular component (GO): membrane coat
Molecular function (GO): clathrin binding
Source: RefSeq, a predicted model, not a curated record